Messenger RNA from Guyanagaster necrorhizus, 2222 nucleotides. Its product is annotated as cytochrome P450 monooxygenase pc-3. The record is from RefSeq and is a predicted model, not a curated record. Lineage: Eukaryota; Fungi; Basidiomycota; Agaricomycetes; Agaricales; Physalacriaceae. The transcript has 17 exons. Bases 290 to 2122 code for a protein of 610 amino acids. Gene Ontology annotation, molecular function: heme binding; iron ion binding; oxidoreductase activity, acting on paired donors, with incorporation or reduction of molecular oxygen.
AACAACCAUCGUCUGGCAAAAUGACUGCUCCCUGUUCUCAUGGCUUUCCGUAAACAAAUUUAUUUUUUCAGGGCUGGAAUUUUGGACCAAUCGUCUGUAGCCAGUAACCGGAUUUCGGUAUUGUUUAGAGCCGGAAGUUGGCUUUCCCCACCCAACGACCGCUCAUGACGAGAAUUCAGAAUUCAUAUCGAAGCGAGAACUGGACGGAUGCACGGAUUCCGGAGAUACAUUAUCCGGGCUUUGAUGCAUUCAGUCACAUCAUAUUACUAUCUGUCUGGCCGUGGCAGCGAUGAACCGUGAUUGUUCGCCACUAUAUGUAAGGAGAGUGGUUGCUGGUCAAUUCUCAUUCUCGCCCAUUAUGACUACCAGCUAUCUACCACCCGGAUUGGUAUUCCUGUUCCGAACUCUUUUCUUUGUGACUAUCGUCCCGUCUUCGACUUUCUGGGUUUUCCAAAUCUUGGCCGGUCUCAGUCUUCCUUUAUGGUUUUGCCUUGUAGUCCCCUUGGCUUCACAGAUUGUCUUCGCGGUGGCUCACAACUGCUUCAUGAGCUUUCGUAUUAAAAGGCAUGCCGCUGCGCAAGGCGCUUUCAUGGUUCCGAGCGUUCAGGGAAGCAGUAUUUCCAUCUUGCGACAAGUGCUACACAGCUUUAGGAAUGGAUACCCGCUUGAAAUAUUCCAGAAGUGGAGUGAAGAAUACGGAAACACCUUUACUUUCAAUUCUUUCUCAGAAAGACGAAUGUUCACAGUUGAGCCAGAGCACGUUAAAGCCAUCCUGGCGACUCAAUUCCAAGACUUUGAAAAAGGCCAUAUAUUCUAUGUUGCUGCGGAUUCUCUUCUUGGUUCAGGUGUUUUUAACUCAGAUGACGAUACUUGGAAGUUUCAUCGAACAAUGACGAGGCCUCUCUUCAACAAGGAUCGAAUUUCCGAUUUUGAAAACUUCGAAAAACACGCCGUCAGCAUGAUCUCCCAGAUCAAAUCGAGACUGAGAGAAGGAUAUCCCGUCGAUUUCCAGGAUGCUGUCGCUCGCUUCACUCUCGAUUCCGCUACCGAGUAUCUCUUUGGAAAAGAUGUCAAUUCGUCAUCUGCAGGCCUCCCUUACCCGGCUGGAUCUCCGUUGGCCAACAACCCCCAUUUUGUCAAUCACCCGUCUAACGUUUUCCUCAAAGCAUUUGCAGCAGCACAAGAGCAGAGUGCUAUUCGUCUUCAGAGAGGGAAGUACUGGCCACUUCUCGAAUUCUGGGCGGAUGCAGUCAAGCCACUUCGGCAAGUCGUCAAUGAGUUCGUCGAGCCUCUUCUUGUCGAGGCGCUCAAUAUCAAGGCUCGAGGCGACAAUCCGGUGGAGGAUAAGAAGGACUUCGAUGAGGGCGUAUCCUUGCUGACCCGUCUUGUGGAGAAUACCGAUGAUACCAAGCUCAUUCGAGAUGAGCUUGUAAACAUCUUGGUUGCUGGUAGAGACACUACGGCCUCUCUUUUGACUUUCGCGGUAUAUAUGAUGUCCGAACAUCCGGAAGUGGCCACUCGCUUACGAUCGGAGAUCCUCGAGAAGGUUGGUACAAAGACACCUACUUUCGAGGACAUUCGUGAUAUGAAAUAUCUGAGAGCAUUCCUGAAUGAGAUUUUAAGACUAUAUCCACCUGUGCCAAUGAACAGCCGCAUGUCGAAAGUGACAACUACACUUCCGAACAAGGGAGGCGCACCAUAUUAUAUUCCAGACGGCACAAGGAUAAUCUAUUCUGUCUUCUUGAUGCAUCGACGGACGGAUUUAUGGGGACCAGAUGCCCUCGAAUUUGACCCGGAUCGAUUCCUCGAUCAACGUUUGCAUAAGUAUUUGACUCGGAACCCAUUUAUAUUCGUUCCCUUCAAUGCCGGCCCAAGAAUCUGCCUUGGCCAACAGUUCGCUUAUAACGAGGCUUCGUACUAUCUUAUUCGACUGUUGCAGACGUUCUCUUCUUUCCGUCUUGCUCCGGAUGCUCAGCCUGCCGAAGGGAUUCCUCCCAAGAAUUGGACCAAGACUCCCGGAACGACCAAAGGGAGAGAUAAGAUCAUGUUUGGGUUACAUUUGACGAUGUAUGCUAAGGCCGGUUUGUGGGUCAGAAUGGAAGAAGCGAGAGAUGACGCGUGAGCGUCUGAUGGGUCCGAACAUUUUCUUGUCUACAUGUCGGAAGUGAAGAUGAUGUAAAAAUAGUUUCUAAUACACUCUGUCUGCUCAGUGUCCAAGGGAG